Messenger RNA from Cimex lectularius (bed bug), 4155 nucleotides. RefSeq names its product whirlin (gene dysc). Gene Ontology annotation, molecular function: protein binding. The coding region runs from base 724 to 2859 and encodes 711 amino acids. Gene Ontology annotation, cellular component: plasma membrane; cilium; stereocilia ankle link complex. The record is from RefSeq and is a predicted model, not a curated record. The transcript is spliced from 18 exons. Lineage: Eukaryota; Metazoa; Arthropoda; Insecta; Hemiptera; Cimicidae.
UUAGGUCCGUGAGGCAACUCGCAUGCGCCCCUUUCAUUCUCAGUCCAUUGCUCGGCAUUCCGUGUUUUAUUUUACAUCUUGUGUACAUCGAAGCUUUGUACGCAAGGCCUACUGCAAGAUGACGAACAGUCCGCUAAGUAUGUCUCGAUUAACUGGCGUUUAAGGUCGAGAGGAGUAAGUAGACAUCCAAACCCGUUGGCUCACUGUGUUUGUCCAUUCACACGGCACCGGAUUUGGUAGUCAGUAAAUUAAUUUGCCUUCACCCAAUUGGCUUUUCUUUCGCUCCGAUUGAACUUCCAAGCGGUUCCGACCCGAUCGAGGCGAGAGGUUUUCCGGGCGGGGAGUCAUGGAAGAAAUAGGAUAACGUCCCUUUAAAAUUCCGUGACCUGGCAAAAAAUCAAUAUUUGCAUUCGAGGAAAUGACGGGGAUCUUUCUCAUCUGGACAGGCCGUAAGAAGCAGACGAGAUAAGUCCCUUAGAGACUGAGACGUUUUUAGGACAGACCCGCGUGUUAUUGGGGUCAAUCAAUAAAUGUCUGAGCCGGAAUAAACAAUAUUCCUCCUUGUGGCAAAACUCGGGAAACACGGGGGGCGAAGUGAGACGACUGUUUUGACGGGGCUGAGGAUAGGGAGACCUUGUCGCACGUUCCGGGGAUGGAAGGCCUCCUUCCGGAAGGGAGUAGAAGUCUCGUCGUCCCUCUCCGCCCGCAGCAAGUCGCCUGAAGAUGUUCGAAGAAGACAUCCGAUGGACCAGGGGACCCGGAAGCACCGGGGGUUCCCUCUGCCACAGGCCGAGGACACGGCAUGUGAACCGGCCUGCAGAAGCGGAAGAUGCUGUGGGGAGGAGCAGCUCGCACAGUGGACUCUACUAUUCGCCACCUGGGACAUCAUAUACAAUAGUAGAGCACAAGAAACGACCUAUAUCUCCCGAACAGGUUCUGAGGAUGUUGGGGUCAGGGAGGACGGGAGCUUCGCGGGAACGUGGGGUCCAUCGAGAAGUGCCUCCACCACCACCACCUCCACCGCCACAGUCAUUGCUGGACCCCCAUGUCAGAACUAUCAACAUGAACCGAGGCCCUCCAGAAGCCGGGGGACACGGCUUUGGGAUUUGUGUCAAGGGCGGUUCCAGAGAUUCUGGUCAAAAAUUUACAGAUACAAAAGGAGUUUAUAUAUCUCGCGUGGAAGAGGGUAGUGUAGCUGAAAGAGCAGGUCUGAGGCCAGGAGACACAAUAUUGCAGGUCAAUGGAACACCGUUUACCAACAUAUCCCACGAAGAUGCGCUCAAAGUACUGAAAUCUUGCAGGGAGCUGAGUAUAACUGUCCGAAGCACGACUCCAUACGUACCGACGCCUGUAGUCCAACCGAUGCAAGGCCCUUCCAUACAAACGUAUUCUUGGGUCGACAGAAAAGGAAGACCUGUGUCUCCUCCUCCUAGAUUUAGGCAAUACCAUAGAGAUAAACUGAGAAAGGUGGAAAUAGUAGUCGAUCCUGGGCAAAGCUUGGGACUUAUGAUACGGGGAGGGAUAGAGUACAAUUUAGGGAUUUUUGUGACCGGGGUGGACAAAGACUCAGUGGCCGAGCGGGCUGGACUUCUGAUUGGAGAUCAAAUCCUGGAGGUAAAUGGGCAAUCGUUCUUAGAAGUGACCCACGAUGAGGCUGUGUCUCAGCUUAAAUGCUAUAAAAGGAUGAUCCUGAAAGUGUGUGAUGUCGGCAAGAUACCACACUCUUGCUCAACCCUGGACAUGCACUGGCCAGACACCCCUCACAGAUUUACGAAAUUCUCCAGGUGCUGUGUGGCGGCAUUACAAAUGGUCGAUGAAAAAGCUAGAGUAGUUCUGAACAAAAAUGAAUUCAAUACCUUAACAUAUUAUCUAGAUGAAUAUUCUGCUAAGCAAAUGACGAUAGAAGCCUUUGUUGCCGUUUUACUAGAACUACUUAAUACGCCUGAUAAGCACACGCUGUUUACAGAGUUGAGAGAGUUGGUCGCUAUGGAAGAUAGAGCAAGGUUCGAUGAACUUGUGUACCGCAGGGAACAAUAUUCAUCUCGGAGAGGUGGUCCGUGCUGUGAUAAUACUCAUGAUAUGAUAAUGUCAAGUCUCCACCAUAUGCCAACACCGCUUGAUUGCGAUGGGUGGAGGGGUAACACUGAAGAUUUGAGAACACCUUCUGAGGACUCAGGAGUGGGUCUCGGCCCUUUAGACUCACAGAACAGCCGUUCUAUUAGGAACGAUCGUGUGUCCCCGAGUUUCAAAUCUUCAACCCAACACAUCAGCAACAAAGAGCAGGAUACUGGAGGUUCUCAGGGUCAUGAUAAUAAUAACUAUGAUGCCAAUAUGUGUGGAUACUUAGGCGGUCUCAAGUCUCAGCUAGGAGGUUGGACGCAGAGAGUGAAGUCCUGGUAUUGGGGCAACCCUUUAGUAGAUUUUGGCAGAUCUGGUGAUGACCAGCUGAACUCACAGGAGCGAGAUGAUUCCUCUAAUUUAGUGCAUUCUCAAAAUGACCAACAGCAAGCACAGGUAAUCCCCGAUGAAGCUGGAAAUCUGAGGAUAAUUGUUAAGAAAACAAAACCCCUACUGGGAAUUGCUAUCGAAGGAGGUGCAAAUACAAGGCACCCCUUGCCGAGAAUAAUCAAUAUAAAUGAAAAUGGUGCAGCAUAUGAUGCUGGAGGUCUGCAAGUCGGACAACUUAUUUUGGAAGUUGAUGGGCAUAAAGUAGAGGGGAUGCAUCACCAAGAGGUAGCAAGACUUAUUGCAGAAUCGUUUGCUCAACGAGACAAACCACACAUAGAGUUCCUCGUCGUUGAAGCGAAAAAAUCCAACUUGGAGCCAAAGCCUACAGCUCUAAUCUUCCUUGAGGCAUAAAACCAACCUCAUCUUAUCAGAAUUGUGUGGCCUUUUUAAUUUUAUUUUCGUUUCAAAGUAUUUAUACACUUGAAAUUGUGCAAGGAGGUUAAAGUUGAAUAAAUCUUCUGCGUGCAUUGUUAAUUUGUAAGAUGUUGAAUUGUUAUAUUUUUACUGUUCUGUAUAUUGUAUGUUAUAUUUUGUACUGAUAAACUUAAGGGAAAGAAUGAUGGUAAAAAUAAUGGUGGCUCAAAUAUAAAGGGAAAGACCAUACUGGAAACACCAUUUAAUGGUUUUAAGAAUGACAACAAAGUGAAUCCAGAAUUUAGGUACAGUGAGAAGCAUUUAUAUUGCAAAAAUCCUAUAAUCUAUUUUUGAAGAUAAUUAUUCUUUUCUACUGUAAUAAUUUUAUAAAAAUGGUGUUUCAAGGAUACUACAUUAUAGAAACAAUGUAUAAUAAAAUUAAUAAUAAAACAUGGGUUUUCGUAAUUUUUUUUUUUUUAAUACAAAUUUAUACUUUGAGAGUACUGAGGAAAAAGAAAAUUCUUUAAUUAUUAGAAAUAAUAUCUAGAGGCUUCUCAUCUAGAACUACUUUGCCAAGUAAAGACAUUUUUUGACAAAUUUACAUUUCAGAUAGAUAAAAAUUUAAUCUCAUAACACAAACUUUGUAAUCACAUCAACUUUGUAUAACACAAAUAACAAUAUAUAAAGUAAUGUACACUAUUUACAGGGUCAAACGUUUUGAAUCAUAGUGGUUACAAGUAAGUCAGUAUAUUCAAAGUAUAAAAACUGGCUGUAAUUUUUCUUUUACAAUUAGAUGUUUGAAGCCUGCUUUUCUUUAAAUCUGAAUUUUGUAUAAAUGGAAACCCAACAGCAUAUCAUUGCCUUAUUGCCUCUGUAAAAAAAGAAACUUGUCCAGCGGCCUCCAUUUAGGUGAAUAUUAGUCAAAAUUCAUUUAUUUAUCUAGGUAUUACGAUUAUUCUUCAGGGACUAAAAGUACAAUUCUGACACCACAGUAUGUUUAAAUGAGGGCUCAGGCAGACCGCUGGAGAUUUUUCAUAAAUCAUUAAGCCUUUCAAGUACAACUUAUGUCAUGGAAUGAAAUUUUUUAUUCGUACUAGUUCAGAUGGAAGUUUCCUCUCUUUGGAUAAGUACCAAUGACUAAGUCUACGUCUUGACUAAAAAUAUAUUUUUUAAUACAAACGAUUCACGUUUUAAAAAUUUAAACAAAUCUAAAGUUGAAACACAUUUUAAAAGACUCCUUGUCACGUUUAUAUAAAUAGGCUAUUUCAUACCUUGCCACAUGAGAAAAAAAAA